Messenger RNA from Lacerta agilis (Sand lizard), 6727 nucleotides. RefSeq names its product plexin A3 (gene PLXNA3). Gene Ontology annotation, cellular component: semaphorin receptor complex. Gene Ontology annotation, biological process: regulation of cell migration; semaphorin-plexin signaling pathway involved in axon guidance; positive regulation of axonogenesis. The record is from RefSeq and is a predicted model, not a curated record. NCBI's taxonomy places the organism in Eukaryota, Metazoa, Chordata, Lepidosauria, Squamata, Lacertidae. Gene Ontology annotation, molecular function: protein binding; semaphorin receptor activity.
GUUUAAAGGGCUCAGACCGGCUGGGGCGGGAGCAGACGCUGAGCAACAGCGGCGGCUGGAGACGGAGACGAGGGAGGCAGCAGGCGGGGAGCGAACGGCGGGCAGGCUGAAUGAGCUGCCUGUGUCUGGCCCUGCCUGACCCCAGGCAACUCCCUGGCCAUCAUGUGGCGGCUGCUGCUUAUGGCCACCACUACAGCUGUGGUCCUCCUUUCCUCGCCGCCACCUGUCCUAGGCGUGCUGUCCCCACCCGCCGCCUUCACAGUCUCGGACCUUUCCCUCACACACCUGGCUGUCCACCAUGACACGGGCGAGGUCUACCUUGGGGCCAUCAACCGCAUCCUCAAGCUCUCGGCCAACCUGACCCAGCUGCGGGCUCACACCACGGGCCCGGUGCCCGACGACCCCCGCUGCUACCCUCCGCCUGGCGUGCGACUCUGCGCUCAUCGCCUGGCCCCCGCCGACAACAUCAACAAGCUACUGCUGAUCGACUACGCUGGCAGCCGCUUGGUGGCCUGUGGCAGCGUCUGGCAAGGGGUGUGUCAGCUCUUGCGGUUGGAUGAUUUGGCCAAGCUGGGGGAGCCGCACCAGCGCAAGGAGCAUUACCUUUCCGGCGGGCGCGAGCCAGACGCCAUGGUUGGUGUGAUUGUGGAGCAGCCAAGGGAGCCCAGCCAGUUUUUUGUGGGCACAUCCAUUGGGGGGCGCUCAGAGUAUUUCCCCACUCUCUCCAGCCGCCGCCUGACCCCCGACGCCAGCAGUCCUGAGAUGUUCAGUCUCGUCUAUCAGGAUGAAUUUGUCUCCUCCCAGAUCAAAGUACCUUCGGACACUCUCUCGCUCUACCCGGCCUUCGAUAUCUACUACGUUUCUGCAUUUGUCUCCGGUGGCUUUGUGUAUUUCCUCACCCUGCAGCUGGACACAGCUCAGACCCCACUGGAGCCGGCAGGAGGCCCAGGGGGUCCGGGCGUGACUGGCGGGGAGCGGUUCUUCUCCUCUAAGAUCGUGCGCUUGUGUGCCAAUGACACAGAGUUCUACUCGUACGUGGAGUUCCCGCUGGGUUGCUCCAAGGAUGGCGUGGAGUACCGCCUUGUGCAGGCCGCGCAGCUGGCCAAAGCAGGCCGCGAGCUGGCCCGGUCGCUAGGCAUCGCGGAAGGGCAGGAUGUGCUCUAUGCCGCCUUUUCGCAAGGCCAGAAGAACCGCGCUGCCCCGCCCCGCGAGAGCCUCCUCUGCCUCUUCACGCUGGAUGAGGUCAACCAGCGCAUCCAGGAGCGCAUCCAGUCUUGCUACCGAGGGGAAGGCCGGCUCUCCCUCCCUUGGCUUCUCAACAAAGAGCUGCCCUGCAUCAACACGCCCAUGCAGAUCAAUGGGAAUUUCUGUGGUCUGGUGCUGAACCAGCCCCUAGGGGGGUUGCAGGUCAUUGAAGGGCUCCCACUGCUGGAGGAGAAGACUGAAGGAAUGGCCAGCGUUGCUGCCUACACCUACCGUGGCCACUCAGUUGUCUUCAUUGGAACGCGUGCGGGCAACCUCAAGAAGGUGAGAUGUUCUCCUUCGGUGUGCGUGUGGGACAACCCCAACGAGGCCCAUCUCUACGAGUCUGUUCCUGUGAUGCCUGGGGAGCCGCUGCUGCGUGACAUGGUCCUGAGUCCGGACCAGCGCCACCUCUACUUGCUCAGCCAGAGACAGGUGGUCCGGCUCCCCGGAAACUGUGAACAGUACUCAUCUUGUGCUGAGUGCCUGGGCUCCAGAGACCCACACUGCGGCUGGUGCGUCCUGCACAACAGGUGUUGCAGAGAGAGCGAGUGUCCCCGCGCUGCAGAGCCUCACCGUUUCACAGCAUCUCUGACUCAAUGUGUGCGGCUGCUUGUUGAGCCCAACAACAUCUCGGUGACAGAGCCCCGCAUUGUGCUUCACCUUACUGUCCACAAUGCCCCAGACCUUACGGCCGGUGUGAUCUGCUCCUUUGAGAGCCUUGGAGAGAGCGAGGGGCAACUGCAGGUGGACGGAGGGAUCCGAUGCCUUUCUCCUACAUUGAGGGAUGAGCCCCCUGGGGAAUACGGUGAUGUUCGCACUGUUAGACUCCGACUUCUCUCCAAGGAGACGGGGGUUGAAUUCGCCAGCACUAAUUUUGUCUUCUACGACUGCAGCCUUCUGCGCACAUGCUUGUCGUGUGUGAGCAGCCACUACCCUUGCCACUGGUGUAAAUACAGACACACUUGCACCCACAAUGUUGCCAAGUGCUUCUUCCUAGAAGGGCGAGUCAACACCACGGAGGGCUGCCCUGAGCUGCUUCCUGGUGGCGAGAUACUGAUCCCAGUGGGAGUGUUGCAACCCAUUACCCUGCGUGCCAAGAACCUUCCUCAGCCUCAGUCAGGACAGAAGAACUAUGAGUGCGUCCUGGGCAUCCAAGGCCGGCAGCAGAGAGUCCCAGCCGUGCGUUUCAAUUCAAGCAGUGUUCAGUGCCAGAACACCUCGUACUGGUAUGACAGCGAUGACCUGGGGGAACUCCCGCUGGAUUUUGAUGUCAUUUGGGAUGGAGACUUCGCUAUUGACAAGCCACCAGGGUUCAAAGCUCUGUUGUACAAGUGUUCAGCCCAGCGCUCCAGCUGCGGGCUCUGCCUCAAGUCAGACCCGCGCUAUGAGUGUGGUUGGUGUGUUCCAGAACGCCGUUGUCUCUUGCGCCCUCACUGCCCUGCUUCCCGGCAGAAUUGGGUGCCGCCUGGACGGCGGGGGGCCCGCUGCGCCCACCCCCGCAUCACCCAGGUGUUGCCAUUGACUGGCCCCAAGGAAGGUGGGACACGAGUGACAGUUUGGGGAGAGAACCUGGGGCUUCAUUUCUUCGAGGUGGGGGUCCGUGUGGCAGGUGUGCGCUGCAGUUCUCUCUCUGCUGAAUACAUCAGCGCUGAGAGGCUGGUAUGCGAACUGGAGCCAUCGCUCUUGCCUGACCCUCCCCCCGGGCCUGUGGAGCUGUGCGUAGGCGAUUGCAGUGCUGACUACCGGACCCAGUCAGAUACUCCCUUCACUUUUGUGACCCCCAGUUUUCAUGGGGUAUACCCAGAACGAGGUCCUGCCUCAGGCGGGACGAAAAUCAGCCUCCUGGGAACGCAUCUGGAUGCUGGGAGCAAUGUCAGUGUUGUGAUCCGGGGAGCACCAUGUCAGCUGAUAAGGCGUAGCGCAGGGGAGAUUGUCUGCCUGUCUCCCCCCUCAGCCCUAGGUCCAGGCCUUGCUGAGCUCAGCCUUCGUAUUGACCGUGCUAACAUCAGCACCAACGGCACAGUCUCCUUCCGCUACAGCCCUGACCCGGUUGUCACAGGGAUAGAGCCUGCCUGGAGCAUUGCCAAUGGUAGUACCAGUCUCACAGUGAGUGGGACCCACCUGCUGACAAUCCAGGAGCCCCGUGUUCGAGCUGCCUAUGGGGGAAUAGAAACCAUCAAUAGUUGUCAGGUGCUGAAUGACUCGGUGAUGUUGUGCAAAGCCCCUGGCAUCAUACCUGGGGAGCAGGCCCUGCCCCUUGCAGGUGCUCACCCUGACGAGUUUGGCUUCCUCUUGGAUGAUGUGGCAGCCGCACGUACCUUGAACCGCUCAGCCUUCACCUACUACCCUGACCCCAGCUUUGAGCUGUUUGGUCCCAGCGGCAUCCUGGAGAUUAAGCCUGGAUCCCAUGUAGUCCUCAAGGGCAGGAACCUGAUCCCAGCAGUAUCGGGCAGCACACGACUCAACUAUACAGUACUAAUCGGCGGAGAGCCCUGCAUCCUGACUGUUUCAGAGACCCAACUGCUGUGUGACUCACCAAGCCAAACCGGGGAGCAGCCAGUUACGAUCCUGGUGGGGGGUCUCUCGUUCUCCCCUGGGACCUUACACAUUUACCCUGAGACAGCCCUGCCUUUGCCGGCUCUUGUUGGGUUAGGUGCAGGAGGAAGCCUGCUUCUGGGCGCUAUCAUCGGGGUGCUGGUGGCCUACAAGCGGAAGACGCGGGAUGCUGACCGUACUCUGAAGCGGUUGCAGCUGCAGAUGGACAACUUGGAGUCUCGCGUGGCCCUGGAGUGCAAGGAAGCUUUUGCUGAGCUGCAGACAGACAUUAACGAGCUGACAAACAACAUGGAUGGUGUGAAGAUCCCUUUCCUGGACUAUCGGACCUAUGCAAGGCGUGUGCUUUUUCCAGGGGUGGAUGAGCACCCAGCGCUGCAGGAGACCAGUACGCCGCCGAGCACAGAGAAGGGCCUCCGCCUCUUUGGGCAGCUUCUGCACACGCGGCCGUUCCUGUUGACCUUCAUCCACACCCUGGAGGGCCAGCGUGGCUUCUCCAUGCGGGACCGGGGGGCUGUCGCUUCCCUGACGAUGGUGGCCCUGCAGGGCAGGCUUGACUAUGCUACUGGUGUGCUGAAGCAACUGCUGGCAGAUCUCAUUGAAAAGAACCUGCAAAACCGUGCACACCCCAAGCUCUUGCUCCGCCGGACGGAGUCCGUAGCUGAGAAAAUGUUGACAAAUUGGUUUACUUUCCUACUGCACAGGUUCCUGAAGGAAUGUGCUGGGGAGCCGCUAUUUAUGCUUUUCUGUGCCAUCAAGCAGCAGAUGGAGAAAGGACCCAUCGAUUCCAUCACAGGCGAGGCUCGCUACUCGCUGAGCGAGGACAAGCUCAUUCGCCAGCAAAUAGAUUACAAGACCUUGACUCUGUUAUGUACCCCCCCUGAGCCCCCUGGGGGUCCUGCCGUGCCUGUCAAGGUAUUAAACUGUGACUCAGUGACGCAAGUGAAAGAGAAGCUGCUGGACGCUGUGUACCGUGGGGUGCCCUAUUCCCAACGCCCACGUGCUGAAGACAUGGAGCUGGAAUGGUGUCAAGGCAGUGGGGGGCGAACCAUUCUGCAGGAUGAGGAUGCCACAAGCAAGAUUGAAGGAGACUGGAAACGGCUCAAUACACUUGGGCAUUAUCAGGUAGCAGAUGGCUCUGCAGUGGCGCUGGUUCCUAGGCAGGCAUCAGGCUACAAUAUAGCCAGCUCUUUCACUUUCACCCACUCGCUGAGCCGCUAUGAGAGUUUGCUCCGCACCUCCAGCAGUCCAGAGAGCUUGCGCUCACGAGCCCCCAUCCUCACUCCGGACCAAGAUUCGGGUACCCGCCUCUGGCAUUUAGUCAAGAACCAUGAGCAUCUUGGAGACCCUAAGGAAGGGGAACGAGGGAGCAAGAUGGUGUCUGAGAUCUACCUCACAAGGCUCCUUGCCACCAAGGGCACAUUGCAGAAGUUUGUAGACGACCUGUUUGAGACUGUGUUCAGCACAGCACACCGGGCCAGUGCACUCCCCCUGCCCAUCAAAUACAUGUUUGACUUCCUGGACGAGCAGGCAGAGCGAAGGCAGAUUGGGGACCCUGACGUGCGACAUACCUGGAAAAGCAACUGCCUGCCCUUGAGGUUUUGGGUGAACGUCAUCAAGAACCCACAAUUUGUUUUUGAUAUCCACAAAAGCAGCAUUACAGAUGCUUGCCUCUCUGUGGUGGCCCAGACCUUCAUGGACUCGUGCUCCACCUCUGAGCACCGCCUGGGCAAGGAUUCCCCUUCAACAAAGCUGCUCUAUGCCAAGGACAUCCCUGUCUACAAAGGCUGGGUGGAAAGGUACUAUCGGGAUAUCACCAAGAUGGCUUCCAUCAGUGACCAAGACAUGGAUGCCUAUCUAGUGGAGCAAUCACGGCAGCACGCAGGCGAAUUUAACACACUGGGUGCACUGGGAGAGCUCUACAGCUACGUGGGGAGGUACAGUGAUGAGAUCCUGACAGCGCUGGAACGUGAUGCCGCCUGCCGAAAACACAAAUUGAGGCUGAAGCUUGAACAAGUCCAUCACUCUCGUUUCUGAACUAGCCUGAGAGUGAUGGGGGGGAGGGAGAGUGGGCAUGGGGGGGCACGCAUCCAGGAUAGACGUAUCAGAAAAAAGGACUCUACCCUCCAGCCUUGACUUGUGGCCCCCCAAGGGUGACAGACUUGACAUUUUUAACCUCCCUGUCGACAAGAGACGUGUGACCUCUUGCCCUGUAAGGCUGAAAUCCUGGGGUUUCAGAAAGAGGCUGUGCUGCCCACCCCCUCCCUACCUUCAGCCCGGAAGCAAUAACCAGCACCCUUUCCUCAGCAUCUGAAUUGGGAGGAGCACCUCAGAGUGAACAAUAAGGUUGGGGUGCAGCCAGAUAAUGCCCCCCCUCAAGCUGGCAGCUAAAUGGAGAUCCCUCACCCCAAAUGUUUGUGGACCCUCCCUGUAAUCAUCCAGACCAUUCCCAAUCCCCCACUCCUUGUUGGUAGCUGGUGGAAUUUUGCCCUUGUUCUGUUUUUUGGUACCAUGGCAAUCAGAUAUUUUAAUCCUUACCUGACAAACCCCCACCCUCUCACCCCACCCCACCUGUUGUGCCCUCUCCGGGUGCAGUGCCUUACUCAUUAAUUUAUUAUUGCAUCUCGUUAAGAUUAUUGGCUGUAAUAUGAUUCCAUUCCCUGGGUGUAGAGAUUUCAGUGUAAAAAGUCCUCCAUCCCCCCCCCCCCCAUCCGCAUCCUUCGAGUCUGUGUAAAUAUUUGCACUGCAGCCUGGAGGGAAUUGGUCCCCCCACUCUCCCCAAAAAUAAAAGAAAACUACACUUUUAAUCCCCCCCACUGGGGUUAAGGAGUUGGGGUGGGGGAAAUGUCCCUGCAGCUGGCAUGGGCUUUUUAUUGGUUCAUUUUAUAAUUAAUUUUUCUUUUGCUAAAUAAAAGCGUGGAAAAAUGUU